Lynx canadensis (Canada lynx) is the source of this 308-nucleotide messenger RNA. RefSeq names its product 40S ribosomal protein S29-like. Gene Ontology annotation, molecular function: zinc ion binding; structural constituent of ribosome. The transcript has a single exon. Lineage: Eukaryota; Metazoa; Chordata; Mammalia; Carnivora; Felidae. The record is from RefSeq and is a predicted model, not a curated record. The coding region runs from base 1 to 177 and encodes 58 amino acids. Gene Ontology annotation, cellular component: cytosolic small ribosomal subunit.
AUGGGUCACCAACAGCUCUACCAGAGCCAUCUGAGGAAAGAGGAAAUUUGGCCAGGGUUCUCACCUUGCCGCAUCUGCUCACACCAGUACUGUGUGAUCUGGCAAUAUGGCCUCAGUAUGUGCCGCCAGUGUUUCCAUCAGUUCUCAAAGGAUAUAGGCUACAUUAAGUUGGACUAAGUGAAUCUCCUUGAAUGGGUCAUCCAAGAUACCUACCUACCUUAAUGCCAACUCAUUGUACAUAAAAUAAAAAUACUUCAAUUAUGAAAAACAACACAUUGGAGAAACCACUCUUUCUCUAAAAACACAAA